GCAUUCCCUAUAACAGGGGAGGAGUUUGGCCAAUGGCCAAAUCAUAUGGGGUGGGCAUUCUCUGCGGGUGGUUGUCCAAUUGUAGGAGGCGUAUUGGUGGAUGAAGAGGGCGUGCCUCAUGACCUCAUCUGCUGUCCGGAGCUCUGCUGUGCUGUGCAUUUGGAAGAGCUCUCAUUUGCAUAUGUCAAUGACAUUCAUAUGUCUAUAGCCCUAUUGCGAGACAUGUCAUCCGAACAAGAUAAGCCAGUAGAACUUGAGCAAGUUCCUCUCAAAUCUGAUACUGAUGCACCAGCCGGAACUGUAGAUGAGACAGCCACCGUUGAAAACCCACCAGUAGUACAAAAGAAAACCUGGUUUUUCAAAAAGACCACCAAGAAGGUGAUUGUAGAAGAGCCAACUGGUGACGAGGAGAAAACAGUAGAGGAGAAACCAAAGCAAAAAUGCUGGUGGGGUAAGCACAAAACCGAAGAGGAACAAAAAGAUGAUCACAUUUCUAUUGGAAUCGACUUGGUAAAUAGGGAUGAGAAGGCUAUCAACGAGCAUGUACGAUUCGGAUUUGAGGAUAUUUUCGCAGAAGCCGAUACGCAACAUUCUUGGGACUGUGUUUGGCGAUUAGUCUUCAAAGUUUUUACGUAA
Messenger RNA from Strongylus vulgaris, 636 nucleotides. Lineage: Eukaryota; Metazoa; Nematoda; Chromadorea; Rhabditida; Strongylidae. The record is from the annotation of a GenBank genome assembly.